AUGCCAGCACCACUUGCAAAAGGGCUCAUUAUAGGUGUUUCUGUACUAGUUGCAGCCGGCAUCGCUGUGUAUGAAUCGCCUCAGUUCCAGCAAUGGGUAAUCAACUCGCGACGCAAGAUAGCCUUGGCCUUGCACAACCUGGGCGAUGAAAUUCAACCUCGUGAAAUACCGCUGAGGGAAGAUAUAUCUAUGACCGAGGAGGCGGGCGAGGUUGCAGAGGAACGAAGACGGAUUGCUCGUGCGGAAAUAAUGCGACGAAGCACGCUCAUGGAAUCCCGGCGAAAAUCAAACCACCUAACUCCAGCUGAGGAUGGUUUUGAUACUCUCGUCGACAAGGAUGGCAACCUGCGUAAACAGAAAGACCACGGAGAUGGUUCUCAAUCUCCUCAAAUUUUUACUGCAGAAUCGACUGGGUUAGACCUAGGUAUCUUCAAGCCUGUCCGUCGGGGCGGUAACCCCAUCGAGGCCGAAUCCUCGGCCACCUUGGGCAGUGAUCCACUCCAUAUCGGAAUUCCAUCAUCUGCUUCUUCGAUCCGCCGUUACUCUCAAUCUUCCAACCAGCAUACACCUACUUCUGAUGGCCCAGAAGAAAAUGAUUUCUUUGAUCCAUUCGCUCCAAACUCACCUCUUUUUUCUUCUGACUCGAGCCACACAGAAGAAGACCAACAUGUGUACUAUGCCCACCCUGAUGCUUCAGCAAACAUGACUCAUCACAACAAUUUAUUUAAUGAAUCAGCCGAUUUUGGUCACGGGAGUCUUCCGUCUCAUCAUGACGUCUCGGCAGCCCCCUCGACAAGUGGAAGUUUCAGUCAUGUGGGAGGGUCAGAUGAUGGAACUUCAGAUGGUACUCUCAGCGACUUGGGUGCAAGAUCUAUUGGCGGAGUUACUACCCCAGGAAGCUGGUCUGAAGUGGGUAGUGUAGUUAGCGAUGCAGAUGCCAGUCAUGUUCAAUUGCUUUGA
This is a messenger RNA of Penicillium soppii, 960 nucleotides long. RefSeq lists its product as uncharacterized. The coding region runs from base 1 to 960 and encodes 319 amino acids. Lineage: Eukaryota; Fungi; Ascomycota; Eurotiomycetes; Eurotiales; Aspergillaceae. The transcript is spliced from 2 exons. The record is from RefSeq and is a predicted model, not a curated record.